AUGCCGCAUAUCCAUGAUAUGAAUUCUACUGCCAAUGCGAGGCAUUUUCAUAUUCCAACUGGUGCAUCGAGCGGAAUGUGUAAAAACACUGUCAAUAAUGUAAGAGUCGUCCACGGGAUGCGGCGCCUUACGGCCAGUCUCAAAGCAGGGUGUCGAGGGAGCACGCGCAGUCGGACCAUUGGCUGUCUGUGCGAAAUGGCCUUUCUCAGGGCGCCCGCACAACAGGUCUCGAAUCAGACGGAUUUGCUGUUCGGCAUAUGGCACGCACUGAGCGCGUCGCCGAAACCUGUGAGUUUUAGUGAUAGGCAAUACGGGGAGCCGCCUGACAGUGUGUAG
Messenger RNA from Cyanidioschyzon merolae strain 10D, 336 nucleotides. RefSeq lists its product as hypothetical. The coding region runs from base 1 to 336 and encodes 111 amino acids. The transcript has a single exon. The record is from RefSeq and is a predicted model, not a curated record. Lineage: Eukaryota; Rhodophyta; Bangiophyceae; Cyanidiales; Cyanidiaceae.